AGCCAAAUGCUGGAAUCUCUAACCAAGUGGAUUUGUUUGGACAAAGUUUGGUUGGUGACCUGUUGGAUGUGCCGGCACCAGUUUCCGCAAACAUGUCUUCAGUGAAUAUUAAAACACCGGAGGUAGAUUUGUUUGCAGAUGCCACUUUUGUAUCUGCACCAUCCCAUGUAGAAGCGGGGGGAAGUUUUGAGGCUCAGACCAAGGUUGAUCUAUUUGCCUCUCAACCUGCCUCUUCCUCUGCAGUUUCUUCAACGGUCGACUUUUUUGCUGUUCCUGAUCCAGUUGUACAGCCUGAGAAUAAAUCUUUAAAAUCUGAUCCUGAGGCGACUAGCACAAUUGAUCCAUUUGCAUCCGUUCCGCUGAACAGUUUUGAUGGGUCCAAUCUUUUUGGUGCAUUCACAUCUAAUAGUGAUUCAGUGUCGACAGAACCCUCACAAAAUCCUGUCGAUGAUGGCAGCCAUAGUAUCAUGAAUGAAAAGUCUUCAGUCGAUUCUAUGCCUCCACCAAAGAAAGAUUCUUUCCAAGUUAAAUCUGGAAUAUGGGCAGAUUCUCUGAGCCGAGGACUAAUUGAUCUUAACAUAACUGCACCGAAGAAGGUAAAUCUGGCAGAUGUCGGUGUCGUGGGUGGUUUGACUGAUGGAUCAGAUGAAAAGGAUAAGGGACCUCCAGCCUCAUUUUACAUGGGCAGAGCCAUGGGUGCAGGAUCUGGACUUGGUAGAUCUGGAUCUGGGUUCACAUCCACAGCAACAGGUGGAGAUGACUUCUUCUCAAGCUUUAGUAGCCAACAAUACCAAUUUGGUAGCCUCAAGAAAUAA
Molecule: messenger RNA, 815 nt
Organism: Ilex paraguariensis (yerba mate)
Lineage: Eukaryota; Viridiplantae; Streptophyta; Magnoliopsida; Aquifoliales; Aquifoliaceae
Source: the annotation of a GenBank genome assembly